This is a messenger RNA of Hypanus sabinus (Atlantic stingray), 2794 nucleotides long. RefSeq lists its product as uncharacterized. Lineage: Eukaryota; Metazoa; Chordata; Chondrichthyes; Myliobatiformes; Dasyatidae. The transcript has 10 exons. Gene Ontology annotation, biological process: cell communication. Bases 137 to 2794 code for a protein of 885 amino acids. The record is from RefSeq and is a predicted model, not a curated record. Gene Ontology annotation, cellular component: connexin complex.
CUGGGCCCCGGGUGACGUCGGCAUUUCGCGCUCGCAACUGGUGCCGAGGGAGCGGGCUUUCGGGUGAAAAUCAGGUUUAAUAUCGCUGGCAUAUGUCGUGAAAUGUGUUGUUUCUGUGACAAUAGAAGUUGUACGGAUGGAGCAUUCAGCCAAACUAGAAAAAAUUAAGCGAUCUAUCUGCUACCAAAUGAUAAUAAUUGACAAUUAUCAAAAGGCCAUUACCAAUGAUGUGGUACAGCUGUUGGAAUGGGUCAGAGUGAAUAUUCAGAACAUUCCCAUAAUUGAUGAAGAUUUUUGGGACAAUUAUGAAGCUCUCUAUGAUCAACUAAUUCAACUGCACAGGUCAAGCAAGGAAUUAUACAAAAUGCUGCAAAAAACCAAAGCAGGUUUUAAGUUUCAACUAGGAAUGGUCAGGAAUGGGUCACAGAUGCCAAAGGAUGAACUUCUAUCUAUUAGAGAUCUUUCAUCUGUUUCUAAAAAUUACCUUGAUGGUGAUAAGUCUAUUGGAGCUUCAAGUCUUAUGAAAAUUAUGAGCAUGUAUGCUGGUGAAGGAUUCAGCAGCUGUAAUACAGAGCAUGAUCUAUCCAGGAGGAACAUUUCCCAGUUAAAUGGUCCUUGUGAUGAAUGCAUCACGUCAAAAUGUAAACCGUACAAAUUACAAGAGGAUCUAGUAAUGAAACUUGCCAGUGAUUGCUGCCCUUUUCCCAAAAGUCAGCCAUUAGGAGCUGAUCAGUCUGUAGCAAUCGUAUCAUCGGAUGUAUACAGUGACACUGGAAUCACAAAAGCAGAUGAUAACUUAACUUUUGAAGACACUAAGUUCAGCCAGGUAGAAGUGUGGAAAGAAGAUCCACAUAGGUUUACUAGCAAAUGUGAGUCCUCAAAUAGAAAGCAAAUAUAUGUGGCUCAGUCAGAAAAUGAAGUUUGGGACAUCUUUGAAAUGACUGCAUCAGGCACUAUUACAACUGGUUUUGCAGAGUCUGAUAAGAGAAGGACUUGUGGUCAAGUUCUGGUUUCAAUGCUAGAUGCCACUUCCUCUCCGAAUCUUUUGAGUAAGGCUGAUAUUUCACAGCAAUUGAAUUCAUUUGACCAAAUGUCAUCUAUAAGAAACAAUGUAUUAUCUCCUCAGCAAUAUGUAAGUCCUUACAGAAGUGUGCCACCACUAAAUAACAGUCAGCUUCCAUAUCCACAUGUUGAAAGUCAUAGAGAGUUACCAAUAGCUAGAAAAAUUCAAGAGUUCCAAUAUCUUCGAUGGCAGGAGAUAGAAGUAAGGAUCAGUUAUGUAAUUGACCCUCAUCAUUUUUAUAUACAGCAUGUUGGUCAGGAGCUACUGGAAUUGAUGAGAGAAUUAAACUUUGAAUGUUCUAGGAGCUGUGCUACAAUGGACUGUGUCCCUUUAAUAAGUUCCUAUGUAUGUGCCUGGCUCCCCAAUAACAAACAAUGGUACAGAGCUUGUAUUAUCAGGAUUGUGGGAUCUGGAGCAACAAUCACAAAUGAUAAGCAUCAGCACAUUUCAGUGGAAGUACUUUGUGUAGAUUAUGGAUUAACUGCUUCUGUUUCAAUUAGCCAUUUAAAAGUUUUACCCGCAACAUUUUAUGCCCUUCCUCAGCAAGCAUUACGUGUGUCAUUAGCAAAUAUUUCUCCAGCACAUGGUUAUACCUGGACCAAAUCAGAAAUCAACUGUUUCAAGAAGCUUGUGAAAAACAAAACCUUCUUUGCAAGACUUUACCAGAAGUGCAGCAUUAUGACAGUGGUGCUCUUCAGCGAAAGGGGGAAUAUCGGGAUCAUGAGAAGAGGAUCUAGUCUUUCCCAAAAGAUGGCAGCAGCUAGCUGUGCAGGAUACUUGAACAGUAAUUGGACUUCAUUGAACGUUCGACCAUAUAUUCCUCUGCAGUGGAAACAACGCAUUCUAAAAUUUAUCUUUGAAGGAUCUAAUUUGAGGAAAUGGGAGAUGAACUGGCCAGUUUUCUACACUGUCCUGGUAGGGGUGAACAAGCACUCGACGGGGAUCGGGCGGAUCUGGCUGUCUGUUCUCUUCAUUUUCAGGAUCAUGGUGCUGGUCGUGGCCGCGGAGAGCGUCUGGGGCGAUGAAAAGACAGGCUUCACGUGCAACACACAGCAGCCGGGUUGCAACAGUGUCUGCUACGAUCAGUUUUUCCCAAUCUCUCACAUCAGGCUUUGGGCCCUGCAGCUGAUAUUGGUGUCCACUCCCGCCCUUCUGGUGGCCAUGCACGUUGCCCACAAGCAUCAUGUGGAAAAGAAGAUCUUCAGGGUCAAGCAGCUCACCGGAGAAGUUGGGGACAUGGACAUUGAAAAAGUGACUAAGCGCAGAAUGCACAUCACUGGGUCUCUCUGGUGGACCUACGUCAUCAGUAUCAUCUUCAGGGUGAUUUUCGAAGUUGCCUUCCUAUACAUCUUCUAUCUAAUCUACCCGGGCUUCAGGAUGAUCCGCCUGGUCAAGUGCGACGCCUUCCCUUGCCCCAAUACGGUGGAUUGUUUUGUGUCCAGACCCACCGAGAAGACGAUCUUCACCAUCUUCAUGCUGGCUGUGUCGGGCGUUUGCGUGCUUCUGAACAUAGCAGAGGUGGGCUACUUGAUCAUCAAGGCCUGUGUGAGACAGUGUCAGAACAAAGAAAGGAGAUCCAGUAGAAGCGCAUUUUACGGGCGUAAGUUUCCACAAUCCAGACAGAAUGAAAUUCGUGAGUUGCUGUCAAAUCAUGAUGCUGCCUUUCUGAAAAACAAUAAAAUGAACGCUGUUCGCAAAAGUUCUAAUAAAGACUCUUGUAGAACCGCUUGA